Molecule: messenger RNA, 393 nt
Organism: Hypoxylon fragiforme
Lineage: Eukaryota; Fungi; Ascomycota; Sordariomycetes; Xylariales; Hypoxylaceae
Exons: 2
Coding region: 1-393 (130 amino acids)
Source: RefSeq, a predicted model, not a curated record
AUGUGCACAGGAACAGGCUGGGUAUUCCGGUGCCGGCGGUGCAACAAUGUGCUGCUCAAGGACCUGUCCGUGUCGGGGCACACGUGCAAAGUGGCGAGGCGGAUCGGCAGGCGCGGGUGCUGCCGCACGGGCGUCGAGUUUCGCUACUACGACAAGGACGCCAACGAGCUGUGCAUCAUGUGCGAGGUCGAGGAGGUCAUCGCGGAGCUGAACGCCGAGACGUGCGACGAGGCGUACAGCGAGACGCGCGUUGGGUAUAACAGGGAUGGCGACGGGGACGACAGCGACGAUGAGGAGGAAGGAGGGGUCUUGUUGAGGGGUGAGGGUGCUGAGGAAAGAGACGGGGGAAAGGGUGGUGCUGGUUCGAAGGAGGUUGGUUUUGGUUCGGUUUAA